This is a messenger RNA of Osmia lignaria (orchard mason bee), 3700 nucleotides long. RefSeq lists its product as uncharacterized. The record is from RefSeq and is a predicted model, not a curated record. Gene Ontology annotation, cellular component: extracellular region. Gene Ontology annotation, molecular function: chitin binding. NCBI's taxonomy places the organism in Eukaryota, Metazoa, Arthropoda, Insecta, Hymenoptera, Megachilidae.
CCGUUGAUCCCUUCCAUGGUGGAACUGGGACCGAGAAGAAGACUCGGGAGGAGAUCGCGUACCAGCUCCCAGUGCAUCGGCUGCUUCAGGCUGGCCGGAACGUUCGGUGCCGAACAGCUCGUCGAGACUCAUGCAACGUGCAACAACAUGCCGAUCAGACUGCGUACUUUGUGUCUCGUGACGCUGGUCUUGUGUAACAUCGCCGACAGUCUUGAACAUGAAAUUCCAAGGAGGAGCUUCCUGUCACGAAGAGCCAUCGAUGGAACCAGAGGAAGGAAGUACUUCGAUCCGGAAGAAGAGGGAGCCUUUGACAGUUAUGGAUCUGCCGGUGGCCAGUACGAUCCUUACGAGGAGAAAACAGAUCUCUCGGAUAUUAGAAGGAACGUGCCAGGAGAGCCGGGAGUCGAUUAUCCUGCGUACACGACGCUGCCGCAGACGGGAUUCACGUGCGAGGGACGUUCACGAGGUUACUACGCGGACGAGGUGGCAGGAUGCCAGGUGUUCCACGUGUGCCACGACGUGCUGGUGUCAUCGUUCCUCUGCCCCAUAGGGUCCAUCUUCAGCCAGAAGCUGCUCACCUGCGACUGGUGGACCAAGGUAGACUGUUCCUCCAGCGGCAAAUACAUCGACGUGAAUCGCAACAGUUAUCAACAAGACGACGACGAGAUGAUACGUAACGCGUACGCGAUGAUCAGCCUUCAGUCAGGAACAGACGUGACCAAGGACGGUCUCGUGGAUCCUGACCGAACUGGCAGCGUGGUGGACUAUCAACGAGCUCCAGCCAGAAUCCCGGACUACUCUUCACUGGAUACGACAGGGAACGACUUAAGAAACAACUACGAGGAUUAUUCCAGCUCUGUCAAUCGCAAUUUCCUGCCACCCUAUCAAUCCAAGGAUAGGAAGAUCGAGAGCAGUCCAAGUUAUCAAGAAAGAUUCUAUCCUCCUGAGAAAUCCAGGUCUCCUUAUCAAGAUUCACCUAUCAUCCGGGUUCAGAACAUCAAAGACCCAGGAUACAGGGAUGCAGAGAGGAACAAGCACUUCCAGGAGAACUAUCGAAGACCCAACGAGUUCAGCAACCAGUUUCAACCUUCGUAUGCGCCCACUGUGCCUACUGUGACCACUACUACCAGGAGAUUUUAUUCCCCUACGGUUCCGACCACUUUCAGACCAUCUACCUUGGCUUACAAUAAGUUGGACCAGGAGAUAGACAGCUCGGACUACUAUUUCUCACACAGUAGGACCAACAGCUUCGUCACUCCAGCGAGCAGGAACGUUGAGGAUCAGGGUGUAAAGAAAUCUGAAGCUGGACGAAAAGCGAACGAUUACAGUCAGCAAGAUAGCUACGAGGAUGAUUACGAUGAUGUGAAUAGCGAGGAGGAAAGACAGACAACUCCGUCUGGAGAGAGAUUCCGAAUCAGAGUGGCUGAUGAUUAUAGGGUGAAUCGAACUGGUCUUUUGUUCGGUCAGGUUUAUCGAGGAUUCGAUAGAGCCAGAGACGACGAAGAGAUUCUAGAGGAUAUCGAGACCAGAGGCAGCAUCGGACUGGGUCAUGCUCUAGGUGAAUCUUUCAGAGGGAUUUCUGUACAACAACAGAAUCCUGUGAACGAUGGGCUGAAAGAUGGAGAAGCAGAAGUUAGGGCACACCAUCGGUACACUUUAACCAGGCCAGAGUCCAGCAUUUCUUCAGGGAAUAGGGAGGAAGAGACAACUGAACAAUACCAAAGAAACGAUCAAAGAGAGCAAGGAAUAAUUUUGAAGGAGGAUCUUGUAUCAUUCACGACCCCUUCUGUUAUUGAAAGCACCAUAAAAGCAACUACGAACCUGCACGAAUUCAAUUCUUCAAGUGUACCGGUUAAUUCGAAGAAUUCCACUGAAGAAUCGUCGAAUCAGAAACAUUCUAUUAAAAGGGUAGACAAAUUUCUGAGACCUCCCGAAGAGUCUCGCACAAAGUUUCAAAUAAAUGUUCCAGAUCUGUCUGAGGUAUCCACUCUGUUGAUCAGAUACUCAACUGUGGAUGAUGGUUCUUCAAGAACCACCGAGUUACCCAGCUUCCGGAACACUUAUUCUGAUGACUAUAUCGAUCAUCCAACUGCCCACGAUGAAUCAGUGAGUGUAACCAGGAAUUAUGAGGAUAUUAGAGGGUCUGGAGAGCCAGGUCGCUCAGAAAGCACAACAGACAUCAACAGAUUCAGAGAAACCGUAACACCAAGGCUGGAUAAAGAACCCAGCACGUCUCCAGUCACGAAAUUACCAAUAAUUGAAUCUUCAAGGUCCACCUCGAAGUCUGGAACUGCAGAAGAUGAAACUCCGACGACUUUGAUCAAACCCAUCAGGCCAGAAACUCUGAAGCAAAUAGAAGAAAGUAUCGAGAAAAAUAAUUCUCCUUAUCACGUAACGUUAACGGUGAACAAAGACGAAGAGUUGAUACCAACAGCACAUGAUCUAAUUGGCAAAUUAAUUGCUCAACAAGGUAAAGAAAGUUCGACAGUUAAUGAUAAGCUGCACGAACUGGAGAUAAUCAAGUCUGUGGAGCCAAAACUCCACCCCACAGACCCACCGACCAGCCCAAUGAGCACCAUAGACACCCAUCAUGAAUCCAACACCGGAAAUAACCACUCUAGGAUUGAACAAAACUCUUCGAGAAGUAAAGACUUUGAUAGAAUCAGUCUACUUCAAUUGAUGUCUGAAUUAUUGAAGUUAGACCGUGCUCCUCGUCCUUUCUCCUUGUCUGACGCUUAUACUUCAGACCUGGAGACCCAACCAGAGGUCGUUUCCGGUUCUUCAGCAUCUCAGACGAUCGCCAAAGAAGUGAAUCUCAAUAUGCAAUUCCAAGAAGAGGUUACAGAGAAGCUUACAGAGAGUUCUACAGAGCCUGUGGUUAGGAGCACUGAUCCUAGACUGAAGGAUCACAUCCUGGACCAACUGGCUGAGACUUUUGGCGAACCAUUGCUGAAGACGGAUCGACCACUCUUUGAUCUUCCUCAGAAAAAUGAAUCCGAUGAUUUUCUGAAGGGUUUACCUACUGUGAACGUGGUUAACCAUCAGGAGUCCAGCAGUUUCAGGACCACCUUAGAGACAAGUGAUCGAUUCUCUUCCAGGUCAAGUUCCAAGGCAAAUACGAUAAUUACGACGACGUCUGAGCCAGGAACGACCCUCACCACAGAUUCUGGGAAGACUGUGGUGAAGACAGAGUUCGUACCAUCGAUUGGGUUCUCUUUUGACACUGAUCGAGGCAGAGAAGAGUACGUGGAAGCUGUUCUAGGUGGAUUGAUAGAACCAGAAGCAGCUGAGAGUGAGAAAAAGGAAGCUGUUAUUCAGCAAACAAGCCAGGAAACUUUGUCGGAAAAGAAUGAGACUUCGAAGGAUGUGUAGUAAUGAUUUAUUGAAUCAUUCCUGAAGAACUUAGUUGUAGAACGAAAUCUGUGAUGUCCUGCUGUUUCGUCCUUUUUUCUUUUAUUCUUCUUUUAAUUAGAAGACCAUUAAUGGUUACCAUUUACAUUGUAAGAGAAGGGUCGAUGUAAUUAUUAGAAUAGAUUAUUUUAUUAAUUGAAAUGAUUAACGUGACUGCUAAGCGUGAAACAUUUCACGAUAGAAAUUAAUUAACUUUCAUGUGAAAAUUAUAAAAAAUCAAUUAAUAGAUGUAUCGUGUAUUAAUAAUGUAUGUACGUGUGAGUAAGAAGCAAUUAUGUAUUUUUUAAUA